UGAAGGAGUGAGGAACAUGGCAGCCCUGAUGAAAAUAUCCCUCAUAUCUCUUCUAGUUUCAGGUACAUACUCGGACACAGCGUGCAGCGCAUCUUAUGACGUCACGUGUUUGAACGCCGUGCGCAGCGUUCUGUUGGAUCAGUCAGCGUUCUGGUUUGGAACGUCGUAUACGACGAACUGUCCCCAGCGUCAAGACGGCCGGUAUGAGUGCAUCAACCGCCACAGCGACCGCACCGACUCCCUUCUCAGUCGGAUGACGGGACAGUACUCUCUCGACCCCGCCUACAUGAGCUUCAUCGUCAACGUCACCUACACUAUCCAGUUGCCCGAUGACGGCACGGAGCGUAUGUAUGACGGCUGUGGGGUCAAGGUCACCGCCCCACUCACAACGCCGCAGGUAUUCUCCAUUGACCCACUGAAUACCAGCUUAUACAAACCCUUUGACUUGCGCGAGCAGCCGGAAGUCACAUGGCCAUCAGAACAUGGCAUCAAAUACACCGUUAUUCUGUAUGACGCCAGCAUGUUCAUUAUGCACGCGCUGUACGUCAACGUCCAUGGCGGCAGCGUGCACGACGGCGAGACUGUGGUUGAGUAUGCAGGCCCUGACAAUCUACUUUCUCGGGAGGGUCCGUAUGUAUGGGCGGUCUUUGAACAACAGGGGGUGCUUCAAGUUGAUGAUGUCAAAGACUACAUCCACUCUGCGAUGGAGAACGACUCGAGAAGCGUGUACCUGGAUGAACUAAUGAGUCGAUACAGUCUUCUAGGGCCCUAUGGUGUAAAUAUCAUGCGUGUGACGACAGACGAGUAUGCAACCGUGGCCAGCAUGACGUACGGCCUCCUCAACCGCUGCCCCGUCUACUACGGCCUGUGGCUGGACAAUUACAUCGGCCAGCGAGGUGGACUGACGUACCUGACGUCCCCACUUCACCUGAGAGUCUCUCUGGACCUUCACUUUACCGCCCCCGCUAUAACGUAUACUUCCUGCUGCGCAAAACACCACCAACAGUCUGUAAACACAACCCUCGACUACAGCAGCUACGGUAUCCAUGGCUCCGUCACGUACCGCCGCACCCCCUCCGUCACGCUCCGCACCGUGGAGAACCCCACCACCACCACGCAGACCUUGGCAAACAAGAUGUACUCUCUGGUUCUACUAGACGCUACCGGCGACAUCAACUCCACCAACCACAACGCCUCCAUUCACUGGGGCGUGGUCAAUAUCCAUGGCACAAACGUCACUUCCGGUGUAGAGGUUUACCCGUACUUUACACCUGUGGCCCCAACUGAGGACGCAGUGUAUCUGGUCAUUUUGUUUGAGCAGACGACAUUUGUGAACGCGUCUGCAGUGACUGGCUACACGGCAGACGACUGUUCAUCGGUCAUGGCUGACAGAUGCCACUUCCAGACGCUGGAUUUCAUCCAAGACAAUUCCCUGACUCCUGUUGGAAUCCGACUACUGAGAUACACGCCGGACCCGUACCGGAAGUACCUCCUGUAUAGCGUGUACAACGUCACAACAAAAGCCGCGGAGUGCGCAGGUCAGCCCGGAUAUGGAGUCCCGUGCCCUCUCAACUCUGGUGUCCAGAUGACGACGCCAUGGUGUUUAUAUCUCCUUGUUAUUUCCUUUUCUUAUUUCACUAGUCGCAACUGAAAUAAAUCAGCCGCUUUCCAUACUCAUUGUAUUCUUAAAUUCAGUUGAAACAAAAUGACGGAAUAGUCCAAACGUGCGCAUUGAAUGCAUGCAAUAUGAAGGACAACUUGCCUGAAUGAAUACCCAUAGCCGUUAGAUGAUAGAUGUUUUUUCAGUGAGUCUAUAUAACUUAUUUAAAUAAUUAACAAUCAACGUUUGUAUUCCUGGAAUGAUUCUAUGAUUAUGAUGCUAGACUUAUUAUUUUUAAUAAAAAAAAGGUCGAAUCGUAUACAAUGCGGUCAUGACACCUUGUUAACCUGACCACGAUAGAAUCUUGUCAUAAUUCAUUAAAAUCAUACAGUUGACUCCUUUCCUACCUGAUUGUAUUACAUUUAUUCUCCUACAUGUACGUUUAGUCUUGAUUUGUUUGCAUUAUUGAAUAUUGGCGUUUGCGAUCAGUAUUGUGUAUCUCUUUUUUUUAGCAAAUAAAAAAUGUAGUGAUAAAAAA
This is a messenger RNA of Haliotis rufescens (red abalone), 2138 nucleotides long. RefSeq lists its product as uncharacterized. NCBI's taxonomy places the organism in Eukaryota, Metazoa, Mollusca, Gastropoda, Lepetellida, Haliotidae. Bases 17 to 1651 code for a protein of 544 amino acids. The transcript has 10 exons. The record is from RefSeq and is a predicted model, not a curated record.